GAAGCGCCGCGCACACGUUUUCCGGGCGCCUGAUGCAUGGAAUUAUUGUGGCACUAACGAUCGUCACUUUGGCAUCAGCGAUCGAGCGGCUGAUUGGUGUCAAGGGUCCAUGUCCAACUGGACGGACACGGACCAAACGUACCGUCUGGAUCGCGCGGCGCCACGGCGGAGUCAGGACAAGCGUGCCGGGACCGUUCGAGCUCCUCCUAUAGCUAGGUGAUAGUACUGAUGCAUGGGUCGCUCUCGCUGAUGCUAUGAGAAAAAAAUUAUGGUCCACGACAACCUCUCUCUCUCUCUCGAUCGUCUGCAUAAAUAGACCCCCGUCUCUUCUACUUUUUUCCUCCCCCGUGCCUCACGGUCGACAGCUACCUGGCCGAGCCACCAUCAAAGCGCCAGUACACCAGUACCUAUGCAUUGCUAGCAGCUAGCUCGAGUCCGCUCCCACCGUACUCACUGCCAGUGCCACACCACGCGUACGCCAUGGCGCCGUCGCCGGUGGCGGGCGCGCACGGCGAGGGCGCGAGCGCCGGCGCCGUGUGCUGCAUGUGCGGCGACCGCGGCCUGCCGGGCGAGCUGUUCCGGUGCAGGUGCUGCCGCUCCCGGCUCCAGCACAGGUACUGCAGCGACCUGUACCCGAGGGCGGCCGCGUACCGGCGGUGCAACUGGUGCCUGCGGGAGCCGGGGCCGGGGGUCGGCCAAGCGGGCCUGGGCCAUGCCCAUGCCGCGGCGGUAUUUGCGGCUAACAACAAGCCCGAGGAUGAUAAACAACGGAAGACCACGGCGGCGGCGUCGGACGAGGAGCGGCGGCUGCGCCACGACCACGAUGGGUGCUCCCCCUCCCCGAAGAGGUUGUCGCCGCCGCGGCCGCCUGCGGAGCUCGGACACCCGGUGAAGAAGAAGCACAGGGCCGAGGAGAAGACGCCGCAGCCGCCGCCGGCGGUGGCGGCUAACAACAGGCCCGAGGAUGAUAAACGGAAGACCACGGCGGCGGCGUCGGACGAGGAGCGGCCGCGGCAGCGCCACGAGGGGUGCUCCCCGACCCUGAGGAAGUCGUCGCCGCCGCCUGCGGAGCUCGUACACCCGGUGAAGAAGAAGCACAGGGCCGAGGAGAAGACGCCGCCGGCUGUCGCGGGGAAGGUGCGGGUGAACAGGGUCUGCAGGGUGCGGCGGUACAAGCUCCUCGCUGAAGUCAUCAGCUGCUGAUAAGCUAGUACUCCUGCCGACAAAACAUCGAGAAUUAACCAUGUCUGUAUAGAUGACCAAUAAACACGAGACUCGCGAGCCCGGCACGAAGCCCGCUGUUUGACCCGGUUUGA
Zea mays is the source of this 1316-nucleotide messenger RNA. RefSeq lists its product as uncharacterized. The transcript has a single exon. The record is from RefSeq and is a predicted model, not a curated record. The coding region runs from base 481 to 1203 and encodes 240 amino acids. Lineage: Eukaryota; Viridiplantae; Streptophyta; Magnoliopsida; Poales; Poaceae.